Messenger RNA from Trichechus manatus latirostris (Florida manatee), 1834 nucleotides. RefSeq names its product arrestin domain containing 4 (gene ARRDC4). Gene Ontology annotation, biological process: protein transport. The record is from RefSeq and is a predicted model, not a curated record. Gene Ontology annotation, molecular function: ubiquitin-like ligase-substrate adaptor activity. Gene Ontology annotation, cellular component: cytoplasm; plasma membrane. Bases 166 to 1422 code for a protein of 418 amino acids. The transcript has 8 exons. Lineage: Eukaryota; Metazoa; Chordata; Mammalia; Sirenia; Trichechidae.
AAGCAACAGGGCCCACGGCGCGCAGGGGCUCCAGGUGGACAGCACAGCGGCGGUAGCGGCCCUCUGCGUGCGGCGGGCGCCGGUGACAGCGGCGCCGCUUUGCCCACGAUCCCCGCUCCGGGCCGCUGCCGACCUCAGUGGGACGGGGCCGCGUCGCCCGGCGACAUGGGCGGCGAAGUGGGAUCCGCGGCGGUCGUGGGCUCCGAGGGCCGCGUGAAGAGCCUGGGUCUGGUAUUCGAGGAUGAGCGCAAGGGCUGCUACUCGAGCGGCGAGACGGUGGCUGGGCACGUGCUGCUGGAGGCGGCCGAGCCGGUGACCCUGCGCGCGCUGCGCCUGGAGGCCCAGGGUCGCGCCACCGCCGCCUGGGGCCCCAGCGCCGGCGCGCGCACCUCGGCCAGCGUCGCUGUCCCGGCCGUCUCCUCGGAGGUGGAGUACUUGAACGUGCGCCUGAGCCUGCGCGAGCCCCGAGCCGGUGAACGCAUCGUUCUGUUGCAGCCUGGAAAACAUGAAUUCCCAUUCAGCUUUCAACUUCCAUCUGAACCCUUGGUAACCUCAUUCACCGGCAAGUAUGGAAGCGUUCAGUACUGUGUGAAGGCCGUUUUGGAACGACCCAAGGUCCCCGAUCAGAGUGUGAAGCGGGACCUCCAGAUUAUCAGUCAUAUCGAUGUCAACACACCAGCACUAUUAACCCCUGUAUUGAAAACUCAAGAGAAAAUGGUUGGUUGUUGGUUUUUCACCUCUGGUCCAGUCUCGCUGAGUGCCAAAAUUGAAAGAAAGGGAUACUGUAAUGGAGAAGCUAUUCCAAUCUAUGCAGAGAUAGAGAAUUGUUCCUCUCGUCUGAUUGUUCCCAAAGCUGCCAUUUUCCAAACCCAGACAUACUUGGCAAGCGGAAAAACAAAGACCAUCCGUCAUAUGGUUGCCAGCGUGCGAGGAAACCACAUUGCUUCUGGAAGCACAGACACGUGGAAUGGGAAGACCCUGAAGAUCCCGCCUGUUACCCCGUCCAUCCUGGAUUGCUGCAUUAUCCGAGUGGACUAUUCCUUAGCUGUGUACAUUCACAUUCCUGGUGCUAAAAAAUUGAUGCUGGAGCUGCCUUUAGUGAUUGGCACAAUCCCCUAUAAUGGUUUUGGUAGCAGAAACUCCAGCAUUGCCAGCCAGUUCAGCGUGGAUAUGAGCUGGUUGACACUGACGCUGCCUGAACAGCCUGAAGCGCCACCAAAUUAUGCAGACGUGGUUUCAGAGGAGGAAUUCUCAAGACACAGUCCUCCUUACCCUCAGCCCCCUAGUUGUGAGGGAGAAACAUGCUGUCCUAUGUUUGCCUGCAUACAAGAAUUCCGGUUUCAACCUCCACCUCUUUAUUCAGAGGUUGAUCCACAUCCUAGUGAUGUAGAGGAAACCCAGCCUGUUUCAUUCAUUCUCUGAACGUAUAUCAGAAUCACUGUGUUCAUCAUCAGUUUAGAAUGUUGUUCUUUCCUCCUGCCUUUCCGGAGGAGUAGGAAGAAAGACUAACUUAAGAACAUAAACUAAUAUCAAUACGGAAGGCAAGAGAAAUUAAAGAAUACAUGAGCUUUCCAUGGGCAAACAGGAUCGUCGCACAAGUUUAUGUGAUGGUCGUAACAUCCCUUUAAAAUAGUGGGAUGAAGAUGUGAAAAAUCACAGAAUGCAAUGGAAGUCUUGAUGGUGAUAGAGUAAGUGGCGGGGUGAGGGUGCCUGCGCCGACCCACCAGAAAGUAAUCCACAUAUAUGGUGGAAACACUGCAUGUGAACCCUUAAAAAGGUUUCUCAAGGUGGAGCAAAGUAUCCUAAACUGUAAGACAGUAUGGACUCGUUGGAA